UUACAACAUCAUACAGUCAGUCACUAUGUCAACCCUGAGACCGGUAUAGUUUUAAAACUUUCUUGUGUUUCUUAACCCAUUAGAAUGAUGCGGUCUAUUUUGACCGUGGCGAUUUUAUUGUCAAUAGCAGCUGCUUAUUAUAUUUAUCUGCCUCUGCCCAGCACUAUAUCAGAGCCAUGGAAACUCAUGUUUAUGGAUGCAAUAUUGCGUGGUGUAAUGCAUGCGAGCUUUUUUGCUCACGAUCUUGGACUGAGUCGACCUUUUGAUGUUGCUAAAUACGCUGCAUCAUGGGAUGUAAUAAAGGGUCCACAGUCCAGCCCAGCCAUCCGGGUCACUGAUACUCAUUUUGGAGGAGUGGAAGCCCAAGUGUUUGAGCCCACUGCAUCAGACCAGGAUUUGAAAAGAGGAGUGGUCUAUUUCCAUGGAGGCGGAUGGACACUCGGCAGUGGAAAGAUGCAAACAUAUUUCCUUCAGUGCAGGACCAUGGCUGAAGAGUUGGAUGCGGUUGUAAUAUCAAUUGAGUACAGCCUGGCUCCAGAUGCACGUUUCCCAGAUCAGUAUAAUGAAGCCAUUCAGGCCUCAAAACACAUCCUGACAGCUGAGGUGUUGGGCCGGUACUCUAUAGACUUGAAAAGAGUGGCUGUGUCAGGUGACAGCGCGGGGGGAAACCUAGCCACCGCUGUGGUGCAACAGAUGGCUUUGGACCGUAACGUUCCUAUUAAAUUUAAAGUUCAGGCCCUUCUUUACCCCGUGCUUCAAGCCCUGGACUUCAACACACCUUCAUACCAGCAGAACGCCCACAUUCCCAUCCUGCACCGUCCCAUCAUGGCCCGCUUUUGGCUGGAGUAUCUAAACGGGGAUCCAAGAGUCGUUACAUCUUUGCUGGCAAACAACCACACAACUCAGGUCCGGGAGAUGGCAGCGGCCAGAGCCAAGAUCAACUGGACCAAGCUUCUUCCAGUGGCCUUUCAGAAGAACUAUAAACCCGUGGUUCCCCUUCAUGGAGACCCAGAUCUGCUCGAGAAGCUUCCAGGCCUGCUGGAUGUGAGAGCCGCACCUUUACUUGCUGAAAAUGAAGUGCUGAAGGGCCUGCCGCCCGCCUACAUCAUGACCUGUGAGCACGACGUGCUGAGAGACGACGGACUCAUGUACGCCACACGACUAAAAGAAGCCGGAGUCCGUGUCACCGUUGAUCACUAUGAAGAUGGGUUCCACGGAUGCCUUAGUUUCGCUUUCGGGCCCUUUCGAUUUUCUGUGGGGUUUCGAAGUUUUAGGAACUACAUCUGUUGGUUGAAGGAGAACCUCUAGCAGAGCUUAAGUAUUAUGUUGUUAAGUUAAAUAUAUUUAGAUUUUUAAACAUUCUCAAAUUUUUAAUUUUUGAAUUUAAAACGCUAUGCAACAUGUCAAUGCAACCGAUUAUUUGUGAAGAAUUGAAUGGGAAUGAAAGCGCAGUGAUCAGGCCCAAAACUACUGAAAUAAUGUUUCAAUAACAAUAUUCUGUUGUCUCAGUAGCAGUGGGCUUAAGCUACAGUAUUACAUGGAUAAUAAUGCAACAUAAUGUACAAUGAUUAUACAAAUAUUAUAAAUAAUUCUGCAGAGU
Pimephales promelas (fathead minnow) is the source of this 1600-nucleotide messenger RNA. RefSeq names its product neutral cholesterol ester hydrolase 1b, tandem duplicate 2 (gene nceh1b.2). Gene Ontology annotation, molecular function: carboxylic ester hydrolase activity. The record is from RefSeq and is a predicted model, not a curated record. NCBI's taxonomy places the organism in Eukaryota, Metazoa, Chordata, Actinopteri, Cypriniformes, Leuciscidae. Gene Ontology annotation, cellular component: membrane.